UUGUGAGAUUAUAGUUGCGUUAAGUUUCAGAGAUGCAGAGGUUGCAGUACUUAUUCAAACUUAAGUUAUAAAAAUGUUAAAGUGAUGAUCUGUAACGACUGCGUAUAGUCUAUCCAAGGAAGUCAUUAAGGCAACUACAUUCAUCAAGAUCUUUAGCUAUGGCUUUGACUCUAGAAGCUGUCCUAGGACUUGCAACAGUUUCUUUUUUAUGGGGUGUCACCAAUCCUCUCAUGAAAAAAGGUGCUCAGGGAAUUGAGAGAAUAAAGUCACAUUCCAUCACAAGUCAGUUUUUAAAUGACGUCGUUUUUCUUGUCAGAAAUUUCAAGUACAUGAUACCCUUUUUGAUCAACCAAUGUGGUUCACUCAUAUAUGUCGUGGUGAUUCAACAAACUGACUUGUCUUUAACAGUCGUUGUUGCAAAUUCCUUGACUUUUGCUAUUACAGCUUUGACUGGUAUAUUUUUGGGAGAAAAAAAAGUUCACAGAAAUACAUACCUCGGAAUUAUAUUAAUUCUAUUAGGAACAACUGUGUGUUGUGUGGACAAGAUGGAUAGUUCAAGUUGAGGUGUGUGUACAAUUGGGGAAAAAAAAUAUUUUUGUUUUUACAAA
Molecule: messenger RNA, 608 nt
Organism: Copidosoma floridanum
Lineage: Eukaryota; Metazoa; Arthropoda; Insecta; Hymenoptera; Encyrtidae
Product: transmembrane protein 234 homolog
Source: RefSeq, a predicted model, not a curated record